GACAUGAAAUCAAUGGCAAAAACAUACAACACCGGGUAUUCGCUAAUGGUCACCCACUUAACUACUAAUCCGGCGGUUAGUGGCUUAUUUAGGGGAGAGCAGACGGGAUCCCAAGUUCUCCACUACCUAUGGUCGUAUGUGCUAAGACUUGCAAAAUACAACAUUAUAUAUAUAAUAUGUGUAAUUCGCUAA
Cryphonectria parasitica EP155 is the source of this 192-nucleotide messenger RNA. RefSeq lists its product as uncharacterized. The record is from RefSeq and is a predicted model, not a curated record. Lineage: Eukaryota; Fungi; Ascomycota; Sordariomycetes; Diaporthales; Cryphonectriaceae. The transcript has a single exon. The annotation marks the transcript as partial.